Messenger RNA from Tarenaya hassleriana, 1134 nucleotides. Its product is annotated as ferritin-1, chloroplastic. Gene Ontology annotation, biological process: iron ion transport; intracellular iron ion homeostasis. Gene Ontology annotation, cellular component: cytoplasm. The transcript is spliced from 8 exons. The coding region runs from base 82 to 864 and encodes 260 amino acids. The record is from RefSeq and is a predicted model, not a curated record. NCBI's taxonomy places the organism in Eukaryota, Viridiplantae, Streptophyta, Magnoliopsida, Brassicales, Cleomaceae. Gene Ontology annotation, molecular function: ferric iron binding; ferrous iron binding.
GUCCCUCCUCCACACGCCCAUCAUCCAUCGCCGCCCCCAAACACACUCAGAUUUUCAUUUCAAGCCCCACAACCAGAAGAAAUGGCCUCGAGAGCAAUUUCAUCGUUCACAACCAAACACCUGGCUGGUCAGAGAUCAUCCAAUGGCCCCGACGUAUCCUCAUAUAGGGUAAGGACGGUGUCUAUGCAGCUGCAGAGGAGGAAGGCCGUGGCCGUGGUCGUGGCAGCGGCUGGGUCAUCGGUGGACACAAACAACAUGCCGAUGACGGGAGUGGUGUUCCAGCCGUUCGAGGAGGUGAAGAAGGCAGAACUCGCUAUUCCCAUCACUCCACAAGUCUCCCUCGCUCGCCAGAGAUAUGCCGACGCUUGCGAAGCCGCCCUCAACGAGCAGAUCAAUGUGGAAUACAAUGUAUCGUACGUGUACCACUCCAUGUACGCGUAUUUCGACAGGGAUAACGUCGCACUCAAGGGCCUCGCCAAAUUUUUCAAGGAGGCAAGCGAUGAAGAAAGGGAGCACGCUGAGAAGCUGAUGGAGUAUCAGAACAAAAGAGGCGGGAGGGUGAAGCUCCACGCGAUUGUACCGCCUGUUUCAGAGUUUGAGCAUACCGAGAAAGGAGAUGCGUUAUAUGCUAUGGAGUUGGCUCUAUCCCUGGAGAAGCUUACCAAUCAGAAGCUCCUGAACGUUCACAGCGUGGCAACAGAGAACGAUGAUCCCCAGUUGGCCGAUUUCAUUGAGAGCGAGUUUCUAGGAGAACAGGUUGAAGCCAUCAAGAAGAUCUCAGAUUACAUCACGCAGCUCAGGAUGGUCGGCAAAGGCCACGGAGUUUGGCACUUCGACCAAAGGCUCCUGGAUGAAGCUGUUUAAAUCUGCACAUCUCUUGGGGAUGUGUUCUGCAGCUAGAUUGGACUGGCACUGUGUUUUAACAUCUCAAGCCAAAUAAUGAGAUGUAGUGCUACUGUGCUCUGAUCUUUUUGACGGAAGCUAUGAAGUAAUAAUAAUAGUGUGCCGAUGUUAGAUCGAUUUCAUUCCUACAACUGUUGUUUUUUUUAAUGGAUUUAAGGGUUUUGUUAUCCAUGGCAAGAUCCUAUUCACCUACAUAUUCAGGAUUUGGCUAAUGGAUAUGCACUUCUAUAA